This is a messenger RNA of Triticum dicoccoides, 868 nucleotides long. RefSeq lists its product as uncharacterized. The transcript has a single exon. The record is from RefSeq and is a predicted model, not a curated record. Bases 127 to 441 code for a protein of 104 amino acids. Lineage: Eukaryota; Viridiplantae; Streptophyta; Magnoliopsida; Poales; Poaceae.
CUCCCCUCUGGAAUAGACGCAACAGCAGAACAAAUUAUUGAGAGAUAGGCACGCCCCACAGGCCGGCCACAGUGCGCCAGCACCACUUGAACCUGAAGCAGAGGCCACACUGCAAGCGCAGGGACGAUGAAGCCGCAGACGCAGCUCCUCCUCCUCUUAGCCUACAUCGCCGCGGCGCUGGUCAUGAGCCGCGGCGUCCUCGCCGGCGCCGGCACCAGCGCGAUGCCGGUGCGCACCAUCGAGGACGACGAAGUGGGCUUCGCAGAGGGUGAGGAGGAGGCGGCAUACCCACAGAGGAGGGUGCUUGCUUACAGCCCCACUUCCAUCGGCUACGGAGGGCUGGAGGCGAACAAGGCGGCGUGCUACGGCUCCUGCCCCGGCCGGGGGCAGCCCUACACCGGCCGCGGCUGCAAGGCCAUCUUCGGCUGCCGCGGGCGUUGAUUAUCUCAUCUCAUCUGGAAGGUACUGCCAUUCCUGUUUGCUUCAUGGCAGGAACAAGUGCCCUUCUUCCACUGACCCAGAAAGCUGUGGGGAGAUAAAAAAAAAAGUGGUUACUGUGUAAGCUCAAGUAGUUUCACAUGCAUGUAUUUGUGUUCUUGUAUGUAAUCUUUGGUUCCUUGUGUGUACAAUAAUGUGUGUUUGGAUGAAUUCAAGCAUACAUACGAUUCAGAAAAAUGGUUUGCGUUAUCAGUUUCCAGGAAGAAAGGAAUAAACAGCUGAAACAAGAGGAAAAUGUUAGUGGGAUAUGAUUGACUAGUCAAAAGGAGACUAAAGAUGUAAUCUGCUCGGCUUCUAAAACUGACUCAUCCUGUACUAAUAUUAGCCAAUGGCUAGCCAUUCAAAUGCCAUGUGCGUGAGUUCAUGUUUC